Messenger RNA from Psammomys obesus (fat sand rat), 1961 nucleotides. It is a transcript of the gene Tubd1, whose product is annotated as tubulin delta 1. The record is from RefSeq and is a predicted model, not a curated record. Gene Ontology annotation, cellular component: cytoplasm; microtubule. The transcript has 10 exons. Gene Ontology annotation, biological process: microtubule cytoskeleton organization; mitotic cell cycle. Gene Ontology annotation, molecular function: GTP binding; structural constituent of cytoskeleton. The coding region runs from base 421 to 1782 and encodes 453 amino acids. NCBI's taxonomy places the organism in Eukaryota, Metazoa, Chordata, Mammalia, Rodentia, Muridae.
AGCAUGCGUGCCGUGCCUGAAGUUGCUAAAUUGAAAUUGAACACGCAUAGUUAACCUUUCUAAAUAGAAGAGGGGAAAGGAGGGGCGGGGGAAGGAACCUCUGCAGAGCUCUUCGUAUAAGGAACAUGAGCAUUUAUUCGUUCUAGGUGGUUUUUUAAAAAGACAGGGGAGGUCUCAUUAUGUAGCUCUGGAAGUUACUCUAGACCAGGAUGGCUUCGAACUCCAGAGAGCCACCUCCCUCCGCCUCCUGAGUGCUGGGAAAUACACUCGCCUGUGCCUCCCUCAGUGCUGGCGUUAAAGGUUUGUUCCACCACACCAGGCUGCCAUCCUGCCUAUUAUUCGGCCAGAAGGUGAUUGGUGGGUAAAGAAAAAGUCACCCACCCCCUUGUUUCUCAGACGAGGCCCGCUUUGUGGCUCGGCAUGUCGAUAGUAACAGUGCAGCUCGGGCAGUGUGGCAACCAGAUUGGCUUUGAGGUGUUUGACGCUCUAUUUAGAGACUCACACUGUUCCCAGGGACUCUGCUCUAAGAGAGAAAAUGAAGCGUAUCAAGCAUCCUGCAAAGAAAGGUUUUUCAGAGAGGAAGAACAUGGAGUUCCAGUUGCCCGGGCUGUCCUUGUUGACAUGGAACCUAAAGUUAUCAAUCAAACACUAGCAAAAGCCACCCAGUCUGGCCAAUGGAAAUAUGGUCAGCACGCAUGCUUCUGUCAGAAACAAGGAUCCGGGAACAACUGGGCAUAUGGUUACUCUGUACAUGGACCAAAGCAUGAAGAAUCCGUAAUGAACUUAAUCCAAAAGGAGGUGGAGAAAUGCGACUCUUUGAGUGGACUUUUCAUCAUGAUGAGUAUGGCCGGGGGAACAGGAUCAGGGCUGGGAGCCUUCAUUACACAGAAGUUACAAGAUCAGUACUCCAGUUCCUUGAAAAUGAAUCAGAUUAUAUGGCCUUACGGAACUGGCGAGGUUAUCGUGCAGAACUACAACUCCAUCUUGACGCUCUCUCACUUGUACCGGUCUUCAGACGCCCUCCUCACUCAUGAGAACGACGCAGUCCACAAGAUCUGUGCCAAACGGAUGAACAUCAAGCAGAUCUCCUUCAGAGAUUUAAAUAGAGUUCUUGCCCAUCAGCUGGGGAGCGUGUUCCAGCCUACAUACUCUGAGGACAGCUCGUUUCACUACCGCAGGAAUCCACUGGGAGACUUAGUGGAGCAUUUAGUUCCCCACCCUGAAUUUAAGAUGCUGGGUGUCCGGAACAUUCCUCAGAUGUCUGCGAACUCCCUGGCGUUCAGCACAUUUACCUGGGCUGGCCUCCUCAAGCAUUUAAGACAGAUGCUUAUUUCCAGUGCAAAAAUGGAAGAAGGUAUCGACUGGCAGGUGCGGCCUCCUCUGUCAGGCCUCCCUCCUCUUGGCAAAAUGUCAGUUCACAAAGAACUUAAUUUUAACACUUCCAUUGCUAACUUGGUCAUCCUCCGUGGGAAAGAAGUGCAAAGUGCAGAUGUGGAGGGAUUUAAGGACCCAGCUCUCUACACUCCCUGGCUGGGACCCGCUCACGCGUUCAGCGUGUGGAGAACGCAGCGAGCUUUUGACAAGUAUGAGAAGUCUGCGGCACUGGUCAGCAAUAGCCAGCUCUUAGUGAGACCGCUCGACGCGAUUGUGGGCAAGGCGUGGAAUAUGUUUGCAUCCAAAGCUUACAUCCAUCAGUACACAAGAUUUGGAAUGGAGGAAGAAGACUUUUUGGACAGCUUCACGUUGUUAGAACAAGUUGUCGCCAGCUAUAGUAAUCUCUGACUUUAAGCUAAGAAGAGAAGAAGACCUUAAGGAUGCUUGGACUAAAAUAUUUUCAAAAUGGAGGCUUAGUGGGGCUUGUCUGCGAUCCCAGCACUCUGGGUCUCCUGUAGCCAACCUGGGCUACACAAGGCUCCGUUCAGAACAGAUAAAUAAAUAUGAAUAUUUACUUUCAAGGUCAA